AUGAGUAUCGGUGUUCCUGUAACUAAAUCUUUUAACAAGUUGAAAAAGUACCCAUACGAAAUAAAUAAAUUUGAUAGAAGAGAAACAAAUGAAUAUUUUUAUUUGCCAGUUGAUUGCCCUCGUAUGAAAAAAUGUGAUGAUGCAUAUUGCCCAUUAGCUCAUACAAAAUUAGAGAAAAUAUUUCAUCCAAUAGUUUAUAAAACACAAGCUUGUCAAAUGGCUAAAGAUGGAGCAUGUGACUAUUUUCAAAAAUGCGCUUUUUAUCAUGAUUCAAAUGACAAAAAUGAAGCUCAUCUGAAUUGGACUAUUUGGGAAAAAAAAUGGGACAAAUGGAGGAAUAAUAUCGAUAGCAUUUUAACACAACAUAAUAAAAAUGAUAAAGAAAUUCGAAGAAAAGUAGAAAGUAUAUUAAAAAUUCGUAUGCCGCAUUUUAGUUAUACCACGAAUAAAAAUAACUUAUUUGUGAAUAAAAGUGCAACAUUUCACUCUACAUGGCCUAGCCUCAAUAAUAAUAAUACUGGAAUUCCUAACAUGGAAAGUGUUGACAUAGGAAAUAUGGGGAAUAUUGGACAAACUGGAAGCUCAAACAUUGGAAGUAACAUUAUGGGAAGUGGUAAUAUUGGAAAUAACAACAAAUUGAGCAAUAUAAAUAACCUUUUAUGUAAAUCUAUGAAUUCUGCAUUAUUUCAAUACUCAAGUUCUAUAUUUAAUAAUACAUGGAGUAAAGGAAUAAAGGGGAAUAAAAAACAUAUAAAAAAUAAUAACGAUAAUAAAAAUAGUAAUAUGUGGUGGCUUAAUCAAAUUAAUGACAUUGAAAUUAUGAACUUAGACAAAAAUAUGCAUAACAUAAAUGAAAAUAAUAUAAAUAAAAAUAGCAUUUAUUGUGACGAAACUUUAAGUUAUAAUAGCAACAAUGGAACAGAAUGUGGAGUAAAUUAUGAUAUUUUAGAUAAUAAUGCGUAUAAAAUUGUUGAAUUUUGUUUUACUGAUUAUGACAAUAACAACAAUAGUAACAGUAACAAUAAUACCAAUAGCAAUAAGAACAAAAAUAAAUGGAAAGACACCGCAGAUGCUUCCAACGGACAGUUGGUGAAUUCCUUUUUUUCACAAAGCCCAAAGGGUUUGAGUAAUGAUAUAAAUUAUUUACAAAAUAUCAAUAAUAAUAAUAAUUAUAACAAUCAAAGAAAUAACAUUUUUCAGUGUAUAAAUUAUAAUAAAACAUGCGAAUAUAUACCAAAUAUAUCAGAAGGAAUUGAUGAUAAUAAAAAUAAAAAAUAUAAUACCUUGGAAACUAAUUACAGAGACAAUUUUCUAGCAGAUAUGAAUAAUUCUAAUAAAAAUUUUGAUUUUAUAAAUUCCACCUUUUUUUCAAACAGUUCAAAUGAUAUAACUGGGGUAGAAAACUAUGUAAACUUUCCUACUAUGUUAGAGAUCAUUGAUGAUGAAAAUAAUGCUGUUAGGAAUAAUGCCUUUUCCACUGGUGAUGGAACUACGACUAAUAAUUAUAAUAAUGAAAAUGAUGAUAAUAAAAAUAAUGAAAAUGCGAAUGAUAAUGAUAAUGACUGUAAUGUCAAUAUUCCUAAUACUGCUUCUUAUACUGAUGGAUUUUCUACAUUCUACAAUAAUAAUACUAGCAUUACUAUCGAUAAUAAUAUAAAAGGUUUUAAUAACCUUGAUAAUUGCAAAACUUAUGAUAAUUUUAAUUUUGAUGACACACUUAAAAAUAAUAUAAGCAAUUUAACCUUUUCUGGUGAAGAUAAAGAACAUACAAAAGGGAUGAAAAUUAAAAAAGACGAAGAAAAUACAGGCAGUGGGAAUGUGAAUGGAAGCAUGAAAAACAUAGAAAAGGAGUUAGAAGAAAACAAUGAAACAGAAGACAAGGAAAUAAAAGAGGAUGGAGGAGCCAAUACAGGUAAUAAUAUAGGAUCGGGGAAUAACACCAAAGGUGUAAAUAAGGCUCUGAAAAAAAACAAAAACAAAAAAGGUGCAAUGAAUAAUGCAACUAGUAAUAAUAAUAGCAGUAGCAAUAAUACUGAAUCUGUGUUUCCUAACAAUAUUGGAGACGAGGAAUCUAAAAAUUCAAGCAUAAUAAACAGCAAUGAAGUAAAAACGGAUAUAAAUGAUAAAAAGAAAACCCCUAAAAAGGAAAAUCGAAACACAAAAAAUAUUAAUAGUGAAAAGGACCAAUGUGAAAAAGGUGGAAGCAAAAAGAUUCAAAGCUGCGUUAGCAAAAUUGGAAGCAAUAAUGGUAGUGUAAGUGUGAAUGAAAAUGCCUGCCUAGAAAAUGAAAAAAAUAAAAGUGUAAAAUGUAAAAAUAAUGAAAAUAAUAAAAAAGGUGCAUACUCAAAAAAUGUCAACAUUAAUGGAGAUAAAAAUAUGAGCAAAGCUGGGAAGAAAAAUAGUACUGAGAACUUUGUUAGCAACAACAAUGAUGAUGCUGAUAAGAAGAAUGUGGGAAAAAAUAAAGCAAAAAAUAUUGAGAAAAAUAGAUUUGAUAAUAGGGAUAAUACAGGGUCUAUACAAUUAAAUAGAAGAUAUAGUGACGUUUUAGGAGAAAAUAUAGUAAGCGGAAGCGAAUGGAAUAAUACUAUUAAAGGCUUAGAUAAAAAUAAGGUGAAUGAUAAUUUGAUCAAUAAUAAUGGGAAAGCUGAUAAAAGAAAAACAAAUAACAAUAAUGCAUUUAGUAACAGUAUAAAUAAAAGAGAGUCCGAAAAUGAUAUAAACAAUAAUGAUAGUAUUAUAGUAGAGAAUUCUGGUUUAAGCUUAAUAUAUAACAGCUAUUAUAGCGAAAAGGAGUCCAAAAAGGGAAAAUUAGAAAAUAAAAAAAAAAAUAUAAUCGUCGAUAUCGAAAAUGUGAAUAAUAUAGAAAAGAAUAACAUUAUGGUGAAUGAAAAAAGGGAUAACAACAGUAUUACAGAACGCUGUAAAAACAAUACGGAUAUAUUAUACUCGAAUACGCCAAUCAAUAAUAACCUUUUUAAAUAUGACCAAAACUUAUUGAUAAAUAGAGGUGAUAAUAAAAAUGAAAAUGUAGACAGAAAUAUGAGCAGCCAUAUGAAGGAAUCAUUUUGUGAUUAUACUAGCAAUAAUGAAAACAAAUAUGAUGGAAAUAGCAUUUUAGCAAACAUGGAUAACACAGAAUAUAUUUUCAAUAAUGCCAACAAUAUUGGCAUGAAUAAUAUUAAAAAUAGUAGUGAUAAAAAAUAUAAGGAUAGCAAUUAUAUAAAUAGCAAAGAUGACUUGUUUGUUUUAAAAACAAUAGAGUAUAAUAAAACGAAUAAUGAAACAAUUGAAGAUAAUAAUAGAGGUGUUUAUAACAAUUAUAUAAUAAAUGACGUUGAUAGUUCCAUAAAUGUAGAAAAUAAAUCAGCGCAUCUUGAAAAUAUUAAUACUGAUUCUCCGCAUAUAAAAGAGAAUAUAAAUAAUGUAAUGGACAAUAUCAGCACCAAUAAUAGUGAGAGAAUAAAUGAUACAUUAAAUGAUGUGUUAAACGGGGCAUUAGACAAAACUAUGGAUAGUAUUUUUAAAAUUGAUACAGCAGCUGGUGAUACAUAUAAUGAGUUGUUUAAUACGUUAGGAAGUAAUAGUAAUAACAGUGGGCAUAACAACGCACAAAAUGACGAAAUUAAGGAAAGUACUGCGAAUAAUGGACAAACUAACGAAUCAUGCGACUACAUAAAUAAUUUAUUAAAUAUAUUUUUAUCAUGUAAUAGCAUAAAUGAAAACUUUGAUAUAACAAAUCCAGUUAACACCAAUUUUUAUGAGCAUAAUAAAAGCGAUACAGUAACAUUUAAUAGUAGUGAUAAAUAUACAGCAGAAAAAUAUGGAGAGCUUAAUAACUCUUCGAAUUAUUUCAAUCUUUUUGGAAAUUAUAAUUUGUAUGGAAGCACUUGCUUGCAAUGUAAACAUUAUAAAAAUGAAAUUAAAAAUUUAAUAUAUCAAAUAAAAGUUUUAAGGGAAGAAAUUAUUAAAUAUAAACAAACUAUUAUUACAUAUGGAAUAAAUGUAAAUAAAGACAAUACGAUUAAUCCUUGUAAUUAUAAAUGGGAUAAUUCAAAAAAAUUUAAUAGUAUAUAUGAAAAAAAUUAUAUAUCUUCGGUUGAAGCAAACGACUAA
Plasmodium vinckei vinckei is the source of this 4116-nucleotide messenger RNA. RefSeq names its product conserved Plasmodium protein, unknown function. The record is from RefSeq and is a predicted model, not a curated record. NCBI's taxonomy places the organism in Eukaryota, Apicomplexa, Aconoidasida, Haemosporida, Plasmodiidae. Bases 1 to 4116 code for a protein of 1371 amino acids. Gene Ontology annotation, molecular function: metal ion binding. The transcript has a single exon.